UUUUCACUUACCUCACACAUUGCUGCAGCACGACGCACCCAUUCCUUCAUUCUUAUCUGCUCAUUACAGCUCAUUAAUUCACAUUUUCACGCUUCAUACUUCGCCCACUCCUUUGCUCCGCUGUCUCCCACACUUCCCUCCCCCUCCUCGUAACCAUCACCACUACCACCAUCACUACCAUCAUCAUUACUACUACAGACUCUCUGCCCUCCACCAUGUCCUACUACCCACCCGACCAAAAGACCUACCAACCAGCCUACCCUCCUCCCAUCCAAGAGGGCCAGGCCUACAAUCCGAACAUGUACUACGCCCCUCCGCCACCGGCUCCCAUGGGCGGCAACCAGACCUCGGGUGCGGUACCAAAUUCAGGCGGACAGUACCCUGGAGCGAUGUCGGGCGCAGGCGCGGGAUACAUGGACCCGACAGCGCCGAGGCCGAACGAUAUCUUGCCGCUCCAUCCCGCGAUCAUUCAACAGAGACAGAUUGCGGCAUCGUUGCCUCCUUGUCCGAAGGGAGGGUAUCAUGAGCUGAGGAAGAGAUAUGCAUUGGGCGCGAAUGCCGGGACGGUGCUGUCGGUGAUCUGUUUCCCGGUGGUUUGUUGCUGUGUCCGGAACGAGACGACCUGUAUCAAGUGUGGCGAAAAGUUCAACAUUGACCUGCCGUCCAUUCAAUAGGAUUUUGAUUCGAAGCACAAAAAAAAAAAAAGCAGGACAAGGAGGGGGGUGCUCUCUCUCUUUUUUUUAAAGAAUUCCUCAGAGCUUGGGAUCAUGGAAUGGAUCGAAACAAAAGUCUUCGGAGGAGGGGAGAAGUGAGACUCUUCUUGAGGGGU
This is a messenger RNA of Gamsiella multidivaricata, 829 nucleotides long. RefSeq lists its product as uncharacterized. The record is from RefSeq and is a predicted model, not a curated record. The transcript has 2 exons. The coding region runs from base 216 to 674 and encodes 152 amino acids. Lineage: Eukaryota; Fungi; Mortierellomycota; Mortierellomycetes; Mortierellales; Mortierellaceae.